AUGCAUCCUGAGGAUGUUGUGUACUUGUCGCUGUUAGUCUUAGAUGACAGUCGGAUGCCUCUCCGACUCUGAAGGAGUAUCCCCGGGAUCAGCUGCUAGAAUGAAGGAUUGCUCAUUCACACUAGUAGAUCAGGGCACAGAGUUCUCUGAGGUGCAGCCAUUGAUCCAGGUUUGUGCUGAGUUGGCUCGGUCCUGUACCCCUGAAAGCAGGGAUGACUUUUUUCCCCCAUUUAGUGCAGAUCAAGUGGAAUCGCUGGUAUGGUUGUUGGAGGAGGAUCCAGAUUGCUUCCAUCAGCACUAUGCAGCAUGUCCAUCACAUGUGCUGAGGGAGUGUAUAGACGCAGUGCAGUCAUUGAUCAGACAGGCUAUGUGUAAGCUGAGUGUUGUUCAACCCAUACUGCAGACAAGGACA
Molecule: messenger RNA, 412 nt
Organism: Staurois parvus
Lineage: Eukaryota; Metazoa; Chordata; Amphibia; Anura; Ranidae
Source: the annotation of a GenBank genome assembly